CUUAAAACCUCCUCCUGCUCCUUUAUUUAUUACUCUUCUUCAAUUCAAUUUCUCUGAAACCAAACAAGAGAAAAAAAUGGGGAAUUGUCAAGCAGUAGAUACAGCAACACUAGUGAUACAAUACCCAAGUGGUAAGGUUGACAAACUCUUUUGGCCUGUAAAUGCUUCUGAGAUCAUGAAGAUGAACCCUGGUCACUAUAUUGCUCUUCUUCUUUCCACCACCUUAUACCCCAAUUCUAAUGCUCAAUGUCCUAACAAAACCACCACCACCACCGCCGCCACGGCCGCCAAGAAUGAUUCUCUUAGGAUAACAAGAAUCAAGCUGCUCAGGCCUACUGAUACACUUGUUCUUGGCCAUGUUUAUAGACUAAUCACUAAUGAAGAUGUUAUGAAAGGGUUGUUGGCCAAGAAACAAGCAAAGCAGAAGAAAAAAGGGGUUUCUGAAUCAUCAUCAGAGAAGGCUGAUGUGAGUUCAGGAGUAGAUUUUGAAGUAAAAAGAUCCCUACUUGACAAGAAUUAUCAGGUGAGCAACAAAACAGAAAGAAACAGAGGAAGAACAGCAACAGGUACCAACUCUGGCAGUGGCACAGUCACAGGCAGAUCAAGAACAUGGCAACCUUCACUCAACAGCAUCUUAGAGUCUGCCACCAAAUAAUCAAUGUUUCUUAUGACACAAGCAACAGAUCAGCACACCUGCACAUAAAUCUGCCAUUCUUGCAAAAAAUAUUAAUUAAUACAGAGAUCAAGCAGGGAUUCUGAUGCUGGUGCUGGUGCUGCAGGGUUGGUGUAACAGAGAGAUUAAUUGCAGUGAAUCUCCCAAUCAAAUUGUAGAUUUGAGUACUUCACAGUUGUAUAGAAAAAGGACUUCUCUUAAUUAAACAUAGUUGUAAUCUUUAGCAUAUUCUACUUUCUAAAUUAAAAUUAGACUUUUUGCUCA
This is a messenger RNA of Mercurialis annua (annual mercury), 937 nucleotides long. RefSeq lists its product as uncharacterized. The coding region runs from base 77 to 655 and encodes 192 amino acids. The transcript is spliced from 3 exons. NCBI's taxonomy places the organism in Eukaryota, Viridiplantae, Streptophyta, Magnoliopsida, Malpighiales, Euphorbiaceae. The record is from RefSeq and is a predicted model, not a curated record.